Molecule: messenger RNA, 902 nt
Organism: Nicotiana tabacum (common tobacco)
Lineage: Eukaryota; Viridiplantae; Streptophyta; Magnoliopsida; Solanales; Solanaceae
Biological process (GO): protein ubiquitination
Cellular component (GO): membrane
Molecular function (GO): ubiquitin-protein transferase activity; zinc ion binding
Source: RefSeq, a predicted model, not a curated record
ACUCCAAGAAAACAGAGAAAGAAGGAAAGAACAAAAAUAUCAAAGAAUAAAAGAAGAAGAAGAAAGUUGCAGAGUAAUUAAUUCAACAGAUUAUGAAAAGCAAAAACCAGAUGGGAGAAGUGAUAAUAUAUGUAGAUGAUUAUAAAUUCAUCUCUGCUUCAACAUAUUUAUGUAGAAUUUGCCACGAAGAAGAAUUUGAAAGCUGUAAAAAUUUGGAAGCUCCUUGUGCAUGUUCUGGAACUGUCAAGUUUGCGCACAGGGAUUGUAUUCAAAGAUGGUGCAAUGAAAAGGGAAAUAUAAUCUGCGAAAUUUGUUUACAGAAAUUUGAACCUGGAUACACGGCUCCACCUCCUAAGAAAGUCCACUCAGUUGAUAAUACAGCUGGGACAAUUAGAGGAAGUGCAGAAGCAGAUAUAGAAAAUGGAAGGGAAAGAGUGGUUGUUUUGGAGUCAGAUUCAGAAGAAGAAAGACAAAUGCUGGCGAGGAGUCAAUAUUCUGAAUGCUCACAAGCAGCAGAUAGAAGUGCCUCUUGUUGUCGAACUGUUGCUCUCAUUUUCACAAUUCUGCUUAUGAUGAGACAUUUGUUAGAGGUGCUCAAUGGAGGACCAAGAAACUAUCCCUUUACACUUCCUACACUGCUUAUUAUAAAAUCCACUGGAAUACUCUUGCCUAUGUACAUUAUAGUCCUGUUGAUCACAAGAAUUCAGAUUAUCAUUAGACAGCAGUAUCUGGAUACAGAAGACAGGUUAUCCAACUCUGACUAACACAACUAAUACGAGAGUCCUCCCUAAUUGUUUAUUCUUUUCAUUAACAGUGUAAUUUGUAUUUUCUAAGCAUCACCCUGAUGCUUUAUCUAAUUGGUUUUUCCCAUACACGUGGAGAGCAAUGAAAGUUUCACAAUA